AUGAAAUCUUUCGUCGCAGUACUGUGCCUAGUGGCAUGUGUGGCAGCUGAAGAAAAUGCACGCGAGAAGCGCGGCUACCUCGGAGGACUGCACUCCGGCAGCUUAGGAAGCGGCUUGUCGCUCAGCGGUGGUUACUCUGGCCACGGAGGCUACUCUGGCUCAAGUGGCUACUCCGGCUUAGGUGGCUACUCCGGCUCAAGCGGCUACUCUGCACCCUCAGCUCAGCUCAUUACCGUCAACAAAGUUGUGAACGUCCCUAAAGUUGUGAGCGUGCCACAAGUAGUCAACGUAAAGAAGGUCGUCUCCGUGCCCCAAGUUAUAUCCGAAAAUAGAUUAGUAUCCUCCGGCGGUGGAUACAACAGCGGAUUUGGAAGCGGACUCGGCGGCGGACACAGCGGCGGAUACAGCAGCGGAUACAGCAGUGGACUUGGAAUCGGACACGGUGGUUACUCUAGCGGCUAUUCCAGCGGCUGCGAGAACACCUUACGAAAUAUCGAGAAAUGGAGAGAUAUAUAUAUCGGCGCGGAAAAUUAUCUCAAUAUCAUUUUACUUCCGUUCACCAGAGAAACCUACCGCUCUUACAGCAUCAUGAAAUCCUUCAUUGCAGUGUUGUGCCUGGUGGCGUGUGUGGCCGGUGCUAGCUUACGUGAGAAGCGCGGCUACAUCGGAGGGCUGCACUCUGGCAGCUUUGGAGGUGGCUUGUCGCUCGGCGGUGGUUACUCCGGCUACUCUAGCUCAAGCGGCUACUCUGCGCCCUCAGCUCAGCUCGUCACCGUCAACAAAGUUGUGAACGUCCCUAAAGUUGUGAGCGUACCCCAAGUAGUCAACGUAAACAAGGUUAUCUCCGUGCCUCAAGUUGUAUCUGAGAACAGAUUAGUGUCUUCCGGCGGCGGAUUUGGAAGCGGACUCGGCGGCGGACACAGCGGCGGAUACAGCGGUGGAUUCGGAAGCGGAUACGGUGGUUACUCUAAAGGCUGGUAA
This is a messenger RNA of Parnassius apollo (apollo), 981 nucleotides long. Lineage: Eukaryota; Metazoa; Arthropoda; Insecta; Lepidoptera; Papilionidae. The record is from the annotation of a GenBank genome assembly.